CUGCGCCCCAUUUCGAUGACCCGUGAAGUCCACCGACGCAUGCUGCUUGAAGAUGGGAUCCCCGCAAUCAAAGCCAAGUGGGAGUGGGUGAGGGACGAGGGGCAGGGCGUUCCUCUUGUAAGCCCAAUUUGGGUGCAGCAAGAGGUGGCUGGUUGUGCUGGUGGCUGGAGCAUUCUCUUAAGAAACCAGCCUGCGCAGAGUCCACAUCUAAACGUCCUUGGUUGCGGUUUUUUCAACGCGAUCCAGUCGCUGCAGUCGGUGACGGUCCCAAGAACAGCCGAAGACCUCAUAUCGGAAGUGGAGAUGGCGUUUGCGUCUACUACUACCACUACGCUGAACAAAACGUUCCUCUCCGUCCAGCUUAUCAUGCAGAGCAUCAUGAGGCACAACGGCGGGAUGCAUUUGGCUUGA
Messenger RNA from Phytophthora nicotianae INRA-310, 411 nucleotides. RefSeq lists its product as hypothetical. Lineage: Eukaryota; Oomycota; Peronosporomycetes; Peronosporales; Peronosporaceae. The record is from RefSeq and is a predicted model, not a curated record. The transcript has a single exon. Gene Ontology annotation, molecular function: nucleic acid binding.